This is a messenger RNA of Aspergillus novofumigatus IBT 16806, 962 nucleotides long. Its product is annotated as HAD family hydrolase. The record is from RefSeq and is a predicted model, not a curated record. The coding region runs from base 92 to 805 and encodes 237 amino acids. Gene Ontology annotation, molecular function: sugar-phosphatase activity; beta-phosphoglucomutase activity. NCBI's taxonomy places the organism in Eukaryota, Fungi, Ascomycota, Eurotiomycetes, Eurotiales, Aspergillaceae. The transcript is spliced from 4 exons.
AUUGGACAGUUGCUUACAAUUGACGCAUUGCGAGCGCCUCUAAUUUAUUAUCACUUUCUCUCAAGUGUUAUCUACCAACUCCCAGCUCAUCAUGGCCCAUUCCGAAGGCUCAUUUUCUGCCCCUCCACAAGUCCACACUUUCGAUGGACUCUUGUCCGAUUUCGAUGGAACAAUAGUUGACUCGACGGAUGCGAUCGUCAAGCACUGGCACAAAAUCGGCGCCGAGCUAGGCGUAGACCCCAAGGCCAUCCUCGCUACAUCCCACGGCCGAAGAAGUAUCGAUGUCAUCAAGCUGUAUGACCCCUCCAAGGCCAACUGGGAAUACGUCAGCUACAUUGAGGGCCGCAUCCCCAAAGAAUACGGCUCCGACGCCGUCGAGAUCCCCGGCGCCAGAACCUUCCUCAACGCGCUGGACGAGUCGGGUGCGCGCUGGGGCGUGGUGACGUCCGGUACACGCGCUCUCGUCGACGGCUGGCUGGGUGUCCUCAACCUCACACAUCCCAAGGUGCUGGUCGUCGCGGAGGACGUCGAGCUGGGCAAACCCGAUCCCCGGUGCUACCUGCUUGGCCGGUCACGGCUGGACCUGGAGCACUCCUCGUCCCUGGUGGUGCUGGAAGACGCGCCCUCGGGUAUCCGGGCGGGCAAGGCCGCCGGAUUCAAGGUGAUUGCGCUGACGACGACGCACACUCUCGAGCAGUGUCGGGAGGCCGGGGCGGAUUGGAUUGUGGAGGACUUGAGGAGCAUUUCAGUGAAGGGUGUCGAGGACGGGAAGCUCCAGUUGGAAAUCAGGAAUGCGUUCCAAUAAAGGGUGAACAGGAGGGGCAAAGACCUCGCAGGGAGUCCAAUAGAGGGGUCAAUGGUCUAGUCUUUUGUCAAUCUUUUUCUGCUUUGUAUAUAGAAUGGUUUAGAGAGUAAAUACUAUAGAAAGAUAGUACGGUACUUACAAAUAUUCACCACUUGGG